This is a messenger RNA of Xenopus tropicalis (tropical clawed frog), 1795 nucleotides long. RefSeq names its product TATA-box binding protein (gene tbp). Gene Ontology annotation, molecular function: DNA binding. The coding region runs from base 214 to 1107 and encodes 297 amino acids. Gene Ontology annotation, cellular component: nucleus. The record is from RefSeq and is a predicted model, not a curated record. The transcript has 8 exons. Lineage: Eukaryota; Metazoa; Chordata; Amphibia; Anura; Pipidae. Gene Ontology annotation, biological process: DNA-templated transcription initiation.
GGUUGAGCGGGGUUUGCUUUGCGCAUGCGUAAUAAUCAGUGGCGCCGGGUGGAAUGGUGGAACGUUCUUAAGGCGAGCGCGCCAGUGCCAGUCAGUGUGAGCUGCAGUAGGGAAGGGGCUACGGAUUUUUGUCUGCUGCUGGAAUGGUUUAUUUUAAUUUGUAGGAACAGCACACUUUGUUUUAUUCUUAGUGGGAUUUCCAAUUAACGCAACAUGGAUCAAAACAACAGUAUACCCCCUUUCCAGGGGUUGGCAUCACCACAGGGUUCUCUGACUCCAGGGAUUAACAUUUUCAGUCCGUUGAUGCCCUAUGGAACUGGUCUGACCCCUCAACCUGUACAAACAACUAACAGUUUAUCAAUAUUGGAAGAACAGCAAAGACAACAACAACAGGCCCAGCAGUCUACAUCACAACAAGGCAAUCAGGGGUCAGGCCAAACCCCACAACUGUUUCACCCACAGACUCUUACCACAGCACCUCUUCCAGGAAAUACACCCUUAUACCCCUCCCCAAUGACUCCCAUGACCCCUAUUACUCCUGCUACCCCUGCAUCAGAAAGUUCAGGAAUUGUUCCUCAGCUACAGAACAUAGUGUCCACUGUAAAUCUUGGCUGCAAACUGGAUCUGAAAACAAUUGCACUUAGAGCGCGAAAUGCAGAGUAUAACCCUAAGCGUUUUGCUGCCGUUAUAAUGAGGAUACGAGAACCACGUACAACAGCACUUAUAUUUAGUUCAGGGAAAAUGGUAUGCACUGGAGCUAAAAGUGAAGAACAGUCACGUUUAGCAGCAAGAAAAUAUGCCAGAGUUGUACAGAAAUUGGGGUUUCCAGCCAAGUUUUUAGAUUUUAAAAUACAAAAUAUGGUGGGAAGCUGCGAUGUGAAAUUCCCUAUUAGAUUAGAGGGACUGGUCCUUACACAUCAGCAGUUUAGCAGUUAUGAGCCUGAACUGUUUCCAGGUCUUAUUUACAGAAUGAUCAAACCAAGAAUCGUCCUGCUUAUUUUUGUUUCUGGAAAGGUUGUAUUGACCGGUGCUAAAGUUCGAGCAGAGAUCUACGAAGCAUUUGAAAACAUCUAUCCUAUCCUUAAAGGCUUCAGAAAAACAACGUAACUGCUGGCUUUUAAAUUUUUAUUUUUUUUAAGGGUUUUUAUGUAAAAUAGAAAAUUUUGUACAGGAUAUAAUGCAGCAGUGUCAGAAUUCACCCCGUUACAUAUGGUGUUCCAUUGAAGUCAGUAUAUCUGUGGGGCUUUUAAAAGUUGUUUUUAACAAUGUGGUUUUAUCAAGAUUGUAACCCUUUUACACGGUAGAAGGCUGAAAUUAAGGAUGGAAAAAUAACUUUGUAUCUGCUUCCAUAUGUUUUGGAGUAAAACAUGGGCAAAUCUGGGUACUGUAUAGAGUCCUAUUGUAAAUAUAUUUCGUUUAUACAUUAUGCUCUUUAGUAAUAUGGUUUAUUUCUGCACUUCAUAGCAUAACUAACGAAUAUGAACCAGUAAGUUUUAUUAUGUACUGUGAUUGAUGUGAGCUUACAGCUCAUUAUUCUGUUUUUCAUUUUAUUAACUAUCGGAAAGCCGAGAAACCAAUGUGACUGAAUACCUUUUUACUACAAGCUGAUUGAAAUGUACUGUGCUUAAUUGCUUGUAGAGAGCAUCUGUUCAUUUAAACUAAAACAACUGUACAUUAUAUGCCCAAAGGAAUAUAGUAAACCUGUUAUUUUUGUGUUACAUUGCUUUGUGCCAAACACAUUCCCGAUUCACAGAAUUUAGUAAAACAGAAUAAAUUUAUAAUGUUUCUGUUUGGA